This is a messenger RNA of Aphanomyces astaci, 1338 nucleotides long. RefSeq lists its product as hypothetical. The transcript has 3 exons. Gene Ontology annotation, molecular function: single-stranded DNA binding; 5'-tyrosyl-DNA phosphodiesterase activity. Gene Ontology annotation, biological process: double-strand break repair. NCBI's taxonomy places the organism in Eukaryota, Oomycota, Saprolegniomycetes, Saprolegniales, Verrucalvaceae. Gene Ontology annotation, cellular component: PML body; cytoplasm. The coding region runs from base 13 to 1224 and encodes 403 amino acids. The record is from RefSeq and is a predicted model, not a curated record.
GUUGGCGGCGUGAUGAACGCUUGGAACGAUUGGGAUUGUCCUCGCUGCUCCUUGAUCAAUGAGCCCCAGAGUCUGUUCUGCGAUGCGUGUGCAUUCAUCAAACCCGAUAGCCCACCUGCAACUGAUGAUGAUGACCACGCGGUCCCUCCACCAAAGCGGAUGAAGUUUAGCAUCGAAGACUUGGUGGAUCUGGUUAGCGACGAAGACGACGACAUGGAAUUCAAAGCUGCCAUUGCAGCAUCUGCGCUGGAGCACAUGCAUGCAACAGGAACUGCAUACAAUGCGACCCGCAAUGUCGACGCAACGGUGUCAAAUAACUCAUCGUCAGAAAUGCAGCCACCGACGACAUCAAACUCGUUUCUUCACGACUUGCACGCCGAACGCAUGCAACGUCAACAGCUACGGCAAGGACCGCCCUCUGCCAUCACGUCCCCGCUCGAGGGGUCGGUCACCAUGGCAGCCCCACAGUCACCGACGACUCUCUUGGUGGCGUCUCUGAACGUCUGGUUCGACGAAGUCCUUGUGGAAGAGCGCAUCAACGCCAUGUGCAAUCUUUUCUCCACCUUGGCGCCCCACGUGAUCUUCCUCCAGGAAGUCACACCGGACAUGGGGGCGCUCUUGUCGUCGACUUUGCGCACCCUCGGAUACGCGGCCGCGAACGCCGUGACGGACCAAGCGUACAGCGAGCUCAUUCUCGUCAAGGGCCUGCCGAUCCUCCAGUACACCCGCCACCCGUUUGAACGAUCGGCCAUGGGCCGCCAUUUGCAUGUGGUCGAAACAGAGUUCAACGGGAAACCUCUGCGACUGGCCACGGCCCACCUGGAAAGCCUCGCUCAGAACCGCACCACGAGGCUUGCGCAGCUCAAGUGGUCGUUCAGCCACCUCCUGGACAACUCCACGAACCAGUCGUGGGUGUUUGGCGGGGACAUGAACUUGGGCAGCAAGGACGUGGUCGCCGUGCCUGCGUCGGUGGAGGACGCGUGGGUGGCAAGUGGGCGCCCGGCCGACCACCAGCACACAUGGGACACGACCAUCAACAAGAACCUGCCAAAUGUGCACUUUGCCGCCAAGUGCCGGUUUGACCGGCUGUACAGCCACGGCCUGCGGUGCGAUGGCUUUGCCACGUUUGGCAAGGAACCGUUGAGUAACCACUCGAACAUGUAUCCGUCGGACCAUUGGGGAGUCGUGGCCUCGUAUAGCUCAAGCCACAAUCCCCACCAGUAGUAGUAGUAGCAUGAAUGGGAUGGUGGAACUCGAAGGAAUCCAUUGCAUUAUGGCAUGAACAUAACAACGCUGGCAGACAAACGGCUGGAAACGGCUGGCUCGAAUGGUGGGUUG